Scophthalmus maximus (turbot) is the source of this 2042-nucleotide messenger RNA. Its product is annotated as perforin-1. NCBI's taxonomy places the organism in Eukaryota, Metazoa, Chordata, Actinopteri, Pleuronectiformes, Scophthalmidae. The transcript has 10 exons. Bases 161 to 1720 code for a protein of 519 amino acids. The record is from RefSeq and is a predicted model, not a curated record.
GUAUAACCCAUCGUGACAAUAUUAACUUGUGCGCGUGGCGUGUGCGUAUAAAAGCGCCGUCACCUGCCGACUUGAUGUGUCACCGCAUCCUCGGGCCGAUUCUCUGCACAUCUCCAGCGCCAAAGCACCUUUGAGGAACCCUGCUCGGGCUCGAACAGCCAUGUUGCCCCGUCCAACACCAGGCCCUCUCUGCCUGGGCCUCCUUCUCGUCCUGUGGUGCCGCCCCCCGCCCGUCCUCUCCUGUCGCGUGAACGGCACACUGUGUCAGUCCGCUCCCUUCGUGCCGGGUUACAACCUGGCGGGGGUGGGCUUCGACCUGGUCACCCUGAAGCGGAAAGGUGCCUACGUGAUCGACCUGAAGACCUACCUCAACUCGGACGGCACCUGUAAUGUUCGGAGCAACCCCCUUCAGGGCAGUUACCUGCAGAAACUGCCCCUCUCUGCGGUGGACUGGCGCGUGGCCAGCCGCUGCAGCACUACCGUCCACAGCAGUCUGGACACCUCCACCAGCUCAAUACUUCAGCGACUCAAUGACCAGGAAAGCAGAAGCUGGAAGACGGGACUAAAUUUGGAACGCUAUGUUAGCGUUGGCCUGGAAGUGGGGGGAACACGUGCCGCUGCAUACAACUUCGUUGCAACCAGGGCCAAAGAGGACCGCUACACCUUCAGCACUCACACAGUCACCUGUAGCCAUUACAGUUACCGCGUGUCAACAAAACCGCCGCUAAGCUCUGAGUUCAGUAGGGAUUUGGAAAACCUGCCCAGUUCCUACAGCGCCUCAACAAGUGCCCAAUACAGAAGGCUCAUUCAGACCUAUGGCACACAUUUUAUCCACCAGGUUUCUCUUGGGGGGCGAUACAGGAGAGUCUCAGCAACACGCACCUGUUUGUCCAGACUGAAUGGCCUCACCUCAUCCCAGGCGCACAGCUGUAUGUCUCGGGGUGUCAGUGUCGGCCUUGGGAUUGUUGGUGUGACCCUUGGACUACAGUCCUGCUCCGCGGUCCUUAACAACAAGGACGUCGCCACUUCGUACAGCUCACAGCUCCACCGGCAUUACACGGACGUCGUGGGAGGCAAAGGUUGGACCGGGGAGUUUGCGCUCGGCCGAAACGACUCACUCGGCUACAGAAAUUGGCUGAAAACCCUCAGGGACCACCCUGAUGUCGUCAGCUACUCCCUACGGCCAUUGUUCGAGCUGGUGCCCAAGCUGACACAGAGGAACGGACUGAAGGCUGCCGUAGAGCAGUACUUAAACGACAACGCCGUCAAGACACCGACCAGACAACCGCAAUGCGGCACCAAUUACCCGAACCUGGAUUCCAGCUGCUGCCCUAAACAGGCCUGGAGGGGAAAUCUAGUGGUGACCAUCGUGCGGGCCUGGAAUCUGAAAGGAGAUUUUCGGAGCACAACUGAUUCGUUUGCCAAGAUGUGGUACGGCUCCUUCACGCGUACAACCCGUGUGAUCAAAUCAAACUACCCUUGGUGGAACGCACGUUAUGAUGUCGGCAAUGUGGACACACAAUUGAGUCUGAAGAUUGAGGUCUUGGAUAAAGAUUAUUGGUAUGACGACAGUCUGGGAUCAUGUGUGCGGAGCCUGAGCCAGGGGACUCACUCAUUCAGCUGCCCAGCCAAGAGAGGCGGCAUCCAGAUCAAGUACACCCUCACCUGUGAUCGGCACCUGACCGGAAGCAGAUGCCACCAGUACAAACCAACUCCGUAAUGCGACACGCAUUCUGGGUGGCACGUGUAAAAUACGAUCCAUUCAUUACUUCUUCUUUUUUGAAAUGCGGUGAACAAGACACACAGUUACACUAUUUGGUUUCCAAUUUUAAAGAAUCAUUAACUCACAUAUGUAUUUAUAUAUAAAUAUAUUUGGACUUAGUGGUCCUGUUUACGCCUCUUUUGAUUCUGGUGGUGGUGCCACAUUUGUGCUUUUGUCAUAUGAAUUCUCAGCACAAUCCUUGUUCCAUCACUUAUUAGAGUGACUAUUUUUCUCUUGUCUUUCUCGUGCCAAUAAAGACUUUGAAAGCAUUAAACCAACA